AUGGCUGACAGCAAGAAAAGUGAAAACAAAUCAAGAAAGUCAGAAGAUGUGGGGAAAAUAUCAAUCAUCUCAAGAGAUACAUGGGGAGCGCUACCUGCUAAGUCGAAAGUUCAGAUGGACCCUCCUAUAAGGGAGGUUGUAUACACAGAAACGGACACCAUAACAUGUUCUACGAAACAAGAAUGCACAAAACUUGUUAGAAGUCUCCAAAAACACCACAUGGAACUUAAAGGACAGCCUGAUAUCGAGUAUAAUUUUAUGAUUGGUGGAGAUGGGAACGUAUAUGAGGGGCGUGGAUGGUAUCUGGCAAGUUCUAUGACUGACAAAGAAAAGCCUGAAUCAACCGAAAAGGUUCUGGAGGUUGCUUUUAUUGGAUCUUAUAAAGAAGAUGAACUUCCAAAAGAAAUGACGUCUCUAGCUGAAAAACUAAUUAACUAUGGCAUAGAAAAUCAAUUACUUUAUUUUAACCAAGAAGAAACUAAUGAUUCUGCUGAUGAAAAUGAUGACAAGAAAAAUGAAGGAAAAUAAUAAAACUAUAGGCUGUAGCAUUGUAUGAAAACCUUUUGUAUAUUUUAAACAUACAUUUUGUUAAAACUGAACAUAGUUGUUAAAUGCAGAAAUAUAAAGAAUAAAUUGAAAUAUUAAAUUCCAUCAAAAGAUAUUGUAUUAACAGAAGAAAUGUGUUUAGAAGAAUUCAUAACCCCACAAAGAAACCUUUUUCAGACAUGGAAUUUCCAAGCAAACUACUGAGGGGCUUGAGACUUCUACUGACACAUGGAAUUGACAAUAGAAUACUUACUGAAAAAAAGGUA
Macrosteles quadrilineatus (aster leafhopper) is the source of this 812-nucleotide messenger RNA. RefSeq names its product peptidoglycan-recognition protein SC1a/b-like. Gene Ontology annotation, molecular function: N-acetylmuramoyl-L-alanine amidase activity; zinc ion binding. Gene Ontology annotation, biological process: peptidoglycan catabolic process. The record is from RefSeq and is a predicted model, not a curated record. The coding region runs from base 1 to 528 and encodes 175 amino acids. NCBI's taxonomy places the organism in Eukaryota, Metazoa, Arthropoda, Insecta, Hemiptera, Cicadellidae. The transcript is spliced from 4 exons.